AUGCUCAUCGCGCUUAUCGGCCCGACAUUUUCGGGAAAGACUACUGUCGCGCGAUACCUCAUUCAACGUCACGCUUUCACUCCCGUCACUGUGACCGAUGCAUGCUGCAGACCCUCGCCAUUGGAAUCACCCUCAUCAUCUCAAUCACUCGCUGAAGCAGCUUCCAAUCUGGACGUCGACGAAGCGGUGGGCUCUCUCAGCUUCAGAUCACAUGCCGACCUGUUGACGCACGUCACUUCCCACUGGAGGCAAAAUUUUGUCACGAAGGAUCUCAGGUGUAUGGAGGAUAUCUCGCUCGGCUUUGACAAGAGACCCUUCUUUCUGCUCGUAGCCAUCGAUGCUUCUCUUUUCGCAAGAGCUGAAAGGGCCAGGUGAGUCGCCUUCCUACUCGAAACAAAGAUUCACUCCAGCAUGUUCCCGUGUCUGAGACCGAGGCAGUCGGCACGCUCUCUAGCAGAUGCUGGAGUGGACAGGAUGCUUUCGAUUGGAGCAAAUUCGCCGCGGAAGAUCAUGAAGAGAUGCACGGUAUCAGUCGCCAGGCUCGUGAGCCGAAGGGCCACGCGCCCAUCGCGUUGAGCAAGAGCACGAGCACGAUCUCCAAUGACGGCGUCUCGCUGGUGGCUCAAGAAGCGCUACCAAGCCAGUCCGUCGCGAGGCUAGUGAACGGCGCGAGCGGUGCAGCAGCGAUGAGCGGCGCAGAGCACUCUUUGUGGUCGCUGAUGAACACCGCUCAAGUCAGAGUGCAAAACAGCAGAGCAAAUCUCGCAUCUCUCUACGCUCAUCUGGACGACCUCGACUUGGUCAAUGCAGCCCGUCUACGUCCACCUUGGGACAGCUACUUUCUUUCGCUCUGCACGCUCGCUUCUCUGCGUAGCAAUUGUAUGAAGCGCAGGGUUGGGGCAGUCUUGGUGCGCUCAAACAGAGUGUUGAGCACGGGCUACAACGGUACAGCUAUCGGCCUGCUCAAUUGCAACCAAGGUGGCUGUCCAAGGUGCAAUGGCGGGGCUCAAGGUGGUACAAGGCUGGACGAAUGUCUGUGCCUGCACGCCGAAGAGAAUGCGCUUCUGGAAUGUGGAAGGGAAAGAGGAGGAGCGGAAGGGACUGUGUUGUACUGCAAUACGUGAGUCAUCAUCUUGCGCAGCCUCUGCUCCGCCAUCUCCUGCUCCUUCACACUGACGCGAGACUUGUCAUCGCUUGCGAACCUCAGCUGUCCAUGCCUGCGAUGCGCUGUCAAGAUCGUUCAGGUAGGCGUCAAGGAGGUGGUGUACGAGCUGGCGUACAGCAUGGACGACAGGAGCCGAGAAAUUUUUCGCAAUGCAGGUGUCAAGUUCCGACAAUGUCAUCCAUGA
This is a messenger RNA of Ceraceosorus bombacis, 1349 nucleotides long. The record is from the annotation of a GenBank genome assembly. NCBI's taxonomy places the organism in Eukaryota, Fungi, Basidiomycota, Exobasidiomycetes, Ceraceosorales, Ceraceosoraceae.